Molecule: messenger RNA, 3263 nt
Organism: Pantherophis guttatus
Lineage: Eukaryota; Metazoa; Chordata; Lepidosauria; Squamata; Colubridae
Product: cytochrome P450 4B1-like
Molecular function (GO): oxidoreductase activity, acting on paired donors, with incorporation or reduction of molecular oxygen; iron ion binding; monooxygenase activity
Source: RefSeq, a predicted model, not a curated record
AUAGACCAACGGGUGGGAGAAAGGAUGCAGAAGUAAGUGGCUCUACUGAUCUAGCCACAUUAACUUAAUUAUUCACCGCUGCUGUUCUCUCCGUGUUCGUUUUGAAGAAAAGGUUGAAUAUGGUGAGGUAAUUCUCCCUGAGGCUUUCCCUCUCUUCUAGUUGCCAUUGCAAAAACACUCCUCUGCAUGGAAGUUGGAAGUUGCGCCCCUAGCUUUUCUUUCGUAAGCCCUUUGGAGGUUGAAACUUGCCUUUUCGCACAUUCCAGCUCCUCUGACUCCAGAGGAAGCAGCGCCUGCGCCUUCGGAACCGUUGCCAUAUCCUUUUUCUCCUUUGCCAACGCUUCAUCGGGACCGUAAAGAGUCCACAACGAGCAUCGCUCCUCGUAGCUUUCUCUCUUUGGAAAAAGCCAUUUUGUCAACCGGACGGGCAGCCCUUCCUCCCGAGCCUGCGUCACCCCCGUUAUUUUGCGAUGGAUCUUUCGCGGGUUUGGCACCUGGUUGCUGUGUUUUGCUUGACCUGCGUGCUGAUCAAAAUUAUCCAGUUGCAUCGCCGAAGACAGGCGCUGCUGAAAGCUCUGAACUGUUUUGCCGGGCCUCCUCCCCAUUGGCUUUAUGGUCAUAUACUUGAGUUUUCAUCUAUUUCUGCAGUUUACAGAAAUAUAGAGAAAUGGAGUUGUCUGUAUCCAUUUGCCUUUCCUCUGUGGUUUGGCAGGUUCAUUGCAUUUUUGAAUAUCACUCAUCCUGAUUAUGCAAAACCAAUACUUGCUCGAACGGAACCAAAAGAUAAUUUUGGUUAUCGGCACAUGGUCCCAUGGAUUGGGAAAGGUUUAUUGGUCCUGCAUGGACCCAAAUGGGCACAACAUCGAAAAUUGCUAACUCCAGGUUUCCACUUUAGUGUAUUAAAGCCAUAUGUGCCCCUGAUUGCAGACUCUACAAAAGUGAUGUUGGAUAAAUGGGAACAACUGAUCAUGCAGGAGAAAUCAGUGGAACUCUUUGAACAUGUGAGCUUGAUGACACUUGAUAGCAUCAUGAAAUGUGCCUUUGGUUAUAACAGCAACUGUCAAACGUACAAGGAAAAUUCUUACGUUCAAGCUGUCUUUGAGCUUUGCUUCUUGAUAUAUGCCAGGAUGCAAUACAUUGUAGGUUACAGUGAUCUUCUAUAUUGGUUCAGUCCCCAUGGAUUUCGGUUUCGGAAAGCCUGCCAAGUUGCUCACCUUCAUACAGAGAAAAUAAUCAAGGAAAGAAAGGAAUCUUUGAAGGUUGAGGAAGAACUUCAAAAGAUCCAGGCGAAGAGGCACUUGGAUUUUCUUGACAUUCUUCUCUGUGCCAAAGAUGAAAAUGGCAUUGGAUUAUCUGAUGAAGAGGUACGUGCUGAAGUGGACACUUUCAUGUUUGAAGGUCACGACACCACAGCUAGCGGGAUCUCUUGGCUGCUGUAUUGCCUUGCACAAAAUCCUGAGCAUCAGGAAAGAUGUAGAGAGGAGAUAAAAUCCAUUCUGGGAGAUCGUGACACAAUCGAGUGGGAUGAUCUUAAUAAGAUGACUUACUGCACCUUAUGCAUUAAAGAGAGUCUCCGCCUUUAUUCUCCGGUACCUGGAGUCUCCCGAGAAUUAACCAAACCUGUUACAUUUUUUGAUGGGAAAACUCUACCUGAAGGCACCUGGGUUGUGAUAAGCAUUCAUCUUAUGCACAAGAACCCCAGUAUAUGGCAUAAUCCGGAGGUGUUUGACCCACUGAGAUUUUCUCCUGAGAACUUAUCCAGCAGACAUUCUCAUGCUUUUAUUCCGUUCGCUGCUGGGCCAAGAAACUGCAUUGGACAACAGUUUGCCAUGAAUGAAAUGAAAGUGGUUCUUGCUAUGACUUUGCUUCGAUUUGAAUUGUCACUUGAUUUGUCAAAGCCUCCGCCUGUUCCAGUGCCUCUGAUUGUCUUGCGCUCUGACAACGGAAUUCAUCUUUGCUUGAAGAAACUGGGGUGAACCUAUAAUUAAUAGAGGAAAUAAUUCAUGUGGGGAGCAGGGAAGGACUUCUGUAGAAUUUUCUCAUCUAGCCAGGUGCCCUGUACAUGUUUUGAGAUUAUAAUUCCCAGAAUACUUCUGUUGCUCUUCAAAAAAUAUUGAGACUUUAAUCAUGGUGGCUGGGAAUUAAAAUACUAAUACCUCUGGGUCUGGGGACUGCUAAUUUACUGAAAAUGGGAAGUAGAAUAUAGAAAUUAUAGAAUGAUAUUUGCAAAUAAUUACCAGGAAGCAUAUUUUCUCUUGAUGAAAGGUUGAAUGGCCAAGAUAUCUGGUUUCAUCUACUGUCAGUUCAUUUUUAGAUUAACUACAACACUAAAAAGUUUCACCCAGUAAUUAAUCCACUGUGGGUUUUUUUAAUUAGUGUUUGCAUGUAGUCAUGAAUUACAGUAUGGGAAGAUAAAAGAUCAACACUUGGGUGGCCUUGUAACAUCCAACUACAAGCAUCUUGUUAUAGCAAUAGUACUUAAGAUUUCUAUAGCGCUUCACAGUGCUUUACAGCCCUCUCUAAGCGGUUUUCAGUGUCAGCAUAUUGCCCCUACAAUCUGGGUCCUCAUUUUAAUGACCUCGGAAGGAUGGAAGGCUGAGUCAACCUUGAGCCUGAGAUUCGAACUGCCAAAUUGCAGGCAGCCUGCAGUACUGCAUUGUAACCACUGUACCACCAUGGCUCUUAUAGUGCCCAAAGCACGCGCAUGCGCCCAAACCCCCAAAAUGCAAUGCGUGCACUGCCCCCGCACAUGCACCCUGUCCCCUGCAUGUGUGUGCGCCCCCCCGCACGCAACCCUCGCACCGCGCAUGUGUGGCAGAGACCCGAAAACCAGUUGGCUGGCAGGAGACAUGCGCGCAUGCGCAGCAGAACUGAAUUGGGGUGACGGCUCACGUGCCAUCAGAGAGGGCGCUGCGUGCCACCUCUGGCACGCGUGCCAUAGGUUCCCCAUCACAGGUCUAUAGUUAUAGACUUUGGCUGCUUUCAGCAGAGAAAUUACUCUUUAAUUUUUUUCUUCUCAUGUGAUAAGCAGCAGUGUAUGACCUUUCUUGAUGUAGGCCAGUUCUUUCAGUCACUCAUAUUGUAGAGUAAUUCAGCUCCAAGUUGGGCUUGGAAGCCAAGACAGAAUAUAUGCCUCUGGGAUUCUAGUACUAUUAUAUAAAAUAUGAUCACAGUUUUUGAUUAUUAAAAAAAAAUCAUUUGUAACUAAAAUUUCAUGCUUUGUCCAUACUGGAUAUUAUUAAACUAAUUGUAUCAAACCAUAA